CGCUCCUCUCUCUCCCUCCCUCCCUCUCUCUCUCUCUCUCUCUCUCUCAUGGCGAUGGAAGAAACUGAGGAAGUGAUAAUGGAUGAAACGAGCAGCGAAUCUCAGAUCUGCGAAGACUUCUACGAGAAUAUCGAGGCCCCAAAGUUCGUGGAUCUAACCGCACCUGAUCGCCGCCCAAUAGGCGAUGAUCGUUACUGGUUCUGCGCAAGAGUUGGGUGUGAUCAGAACCACGAAGACGACGAAGCGAUCUACAAAGAUUUCCUUCUUCGGGUCAUGGCGGCCAGAAGCCCGAGCGUUCGGCUUCGGAAAACCCUUUGUAGAAAAGCUUCGAGUACACACCCUAAAUGCCCGAAUACGGUUCCUCCGAAGCCUUCGAGAUCUCGGAUUUCUAAGUUGGCUAUGAUUUCAUCGAUCCCACAGAAGGAUUCCGAUAGGACGAGACCAAAAGCAGGACAGGCUAUGUCCGAACAAAAGCAUGCUGCUACUCCAAAGACGAAGGGAAAGGGACAGGAUUCAUCUGUUGAAGCCAAGUCUUUCACCGUUUCCGGCAAGCAAAAGGACAGUGUGACGGAUCCAGGAAGCCUUCGUAGUGUACAGAACCCGAAAGACAGAGUUGUUGCAAAGGUUUUGGUGUUUCACUCGCCGAAGAAGAAGAAGAAGGCGGUGAAACUGAAGAGAUCUGUGGAACUCAGAUCCUCUGUGAAGAAAAUAUGUAAUGGGAUGAGGAAGUUAGAGAUUGCGAAGAAAAGGAACGUUUUGGGCUUUGAUCAUAAGCCCGUGCCCUCGGAUCAACCUCGACAGCCGCUGAAAAGACGAGAGGUUAAGAGCCGAGUGUUUGAUUCCUUGCAUUCUAAGAAACAGAACGGUGACAAAGCCAAGUGUCCUGAAACUUUGAGAAAGAGGGUCAAGGAUAAAGGAGAGGUUUUAGUUGAAAACAAAACCGAAGAAUUGCGGGACACAGUGAAGCACGACGAGAACAAGGGUAAUGUAGAAGAAAACGACCGAGAGCUCAAGCUAGAACCAAGAUUAGAAGAGACAAAGGAACGUGAAGAUAAAGAAAAUGCCACGGAAGCUGAAGUCAAUUGCAGAGACAAUGAAGAGGAAGUUAUGGAAAGCGAUGAUAAAGAAAAUGCUUCGGCCAUAGACAGCAACAGGAAAGCCGAUAACUUCACCGACCCUUCGAUAAAAAAGAAAGCUUUUGGAAAGAAGGAAACCUCCAAAAUGCCUCCAAAGGUGGCUUCGACGACAGAUAAGUGCUCGAAUGGCAAGUAUACAAAGCCUAAGCCCACAAAUCCGAAGCCUUUCCGCUUGAGAACCGACGAAAGGCGGAUUCUGAAGGAAGCGAACGCGGAGAGGAAACAGCAUCUGCCUUCUGCAAAAGAAGAAACUACUACUCUUCUUGGGUCCAACACAAUUCGGCGAAAGCAGGAGAUCCAACAGGAGAACAGAGCCACUCCCCGAGUGAAAGGAUCAUCUAAACCACUUCUAAGACCUGAUUCCUCGGAUCAGGAUAAGAACUCCGAAAGGGUGAACCCUUUUGUCAGAAAACAAACUGCUGCAGUGUCUCAACGGGCUACUACUACACCUUCGGGUAGAAAGAAGAGAAUAUAUAAGGAAGCUUCUAAGAUGAUUCUAGAAGAAUCUAAGGAAGUUGAGGCAGUGGAGAGGACAGCGACAACAGUUCCAAGGGGACCAAACUUCCAUAGCAUACAUGUCCCCAAGAGCUGCACAAAGAGAAGAUUCGCAUCAGUUCAAUCGGUUCAUUGAAUUAUGUUAUGUUGUUUUCUUCUUCUUCUUUUUAUUGGAAUGUUCCACUUUUGUUUGAUUUUUAGUAGCUUUUUAUCCAAGUUGUUUGUAAAACUUUGUAUCACGUAUGUUCAGGUGAUUAUUAUGAGUCUCCUGCAAAGGAUCUAAUUGUCAUUUCGGAAAAAUGAGGGGUUGAUAUAUAAAUACUGAAUUGUAAUUUC
This is a messenger RNA of Tarenaya hassleriana, 1967 nucleotides long. RefSeq lists its product as uncharacterized. NCBI's taxonomy places the organism in Eukaryota, Viridiplantae, Streptophyta, Magnoliopsida, Brassicales, Cleomaceae. The transcript is spliced from 9 exons. The record is from RefSeq and is a predicted model, not a curated record. The coding region runs from base 49 to 1767 and encodes 572 amino acids.